This is a messenger RNA of Miscanthus lutarioriparius, 717 nucleotides long. Lineage: Eukaryota; Viridiplantae; Streptophyta; Magnoliopsida; Poales; Poaceae. The record is from the annotation of a GenBank genome assembly.
AUGGCCGCCUCGCGCGUCGGCGACCCGGCGGAGUCCACGCGCCUGCGCAUCGGCGACGAGAUCGCGUGGUCCGAGAUCAGCGGCGUCUACGACCGCGACGACUCCCUCAAGGAGAACACCAACCCCAAGUGCCUCCUCAAGAACCACCCCGGCGCCAACAACGGCGCCUCGCAGCGGUUCUCGGGCAACCUCAAGCCGACGGCGGCGCCCAUCAUCGGGCUCUCGGGGAAGCUCGGCCAGGGCGGCGGGCGGGGGCGGCACCACCCGCCCGCCAUGUUCCCCAAGAAGGCCAAGACGGGGGGCGGCGGGCGCGCGCCCAGGGCCGCCGUCCCGGAGCCUGGCUCCCCCAAGGUCUCCUGCAUCGGCAAGGUGCUCUCCGACCGCGAGCGCGCGCGCCUCGGCCGCCCGCCGAGGCCACGCGGGGGUAACGGCGGGGGCGGGUGCUGCGGUGGGUUCGCGUUCUUGAUGCGGCGGAGCAGGUCCAGGAACAGCGUCGAGUGCGUCGACCAGUCCCCGCCGCCGCUGCCGCCCCUGCCCGAGGCGGCCAGGCGGAGGGAGACGAAGCCGAAGGAGGUGGAAGCGGCGGCGGCGGAUGCGGUGGCGGCGGCGCCCGGGCUGGGUGGCAUGCGGCGGUUCGCGUCCGGGCGGCGGGCCGCGGAGUGGGCGGCCGAGAUGGACGGCGGCGACGGACGCGUGGCGUCAUCUGGGCCGUUGUAA